Molecule: messenger RNA, 717 nt
Organism: Tarenaya hassleriana
Lineage: Eukaryota; Viridiplantae; Streptophyta; Magnoliopsida; Brassicales; Cleomaceae
Product: 60S ribosomal protein L24-like
Exons: 5
Coding region: 85-576 (163 amino acids)
Biological process (GO): cytoplasmic translation
Cellular component (GO): cytosolic large ribosomal subunit
Molecular function (GO): structural constituent of ribosome; mRNA binding
Source: RefSeq, a predicted model, not a curated record
CAUAUUUUAUUGUAGUUGUCAUUCUCGCAACUAGGGUUCUUUUGCCUUUCACAGACUUUCGACGGCGACGGAGUAGCGGCAGCCAUGGUUCUCAAGACGGAACUCUGUCGUUUCAGUGGGGCCAAAAUUUACCCUGGGAGGGGCAUCAGAUUUAUCCGUUCUGAUUCUCAGGUGUUUUUGUUUGCCAACUCGAAAUGCAAGAGGUACUUCCACAACAGGCUGAAGCCAUCAAAGCUUACAUGGACAGCAAUGUACAGGAAACAACAUAAGAAGGACAUUGCCCAAGAAGCUGUGAAGAAGAGGAGACGUGCAACCAAGAAACCAUACUCAAGGUCCAUCGUUGGUGCCACACUAGAGGUUAUCCAGAAAAAGAGAACUGAGAAGCCUGAAGUUCGUGAUGCGGCUAGAGAAGCUGCUUUACGUGAAAUCAAGGAAAGGAUCAAGAAGACGAAGGACGAGAAGAAGGCAAAGAAGGCAGAAAUCUCGGCCAAGCAGCAGAAACAAGGCAAAGGUAACAUUUCCAAGGGUCCUUCCGCAAAGGGUCCGAAGCUCGGUGGAGGCGGUGGAAAGCGCUGAGCUGAGCGGCUGCUUCCAAGCUAUAUCCAGUCCCCUCUCCUCUCUCUAGUUGGUUCGGUUUUAUAACUUGUAUUUGUUUUCGACAUUCACAAUCUCAAUGUUUUUUUAAAAUCUAGCACUGAUGCUCUUGAUGAGGGAGUA